Messenger RNA from Psylliodes chrysocephalus, 687 nucleotides. The record is from the annotation of a GenBank genome assembly. NCBI's taxonomy places the organism in Eukaryota, Metazoa, Arthropoda, Insecta, Coleoptera, Chrysomelidae.
AUUAUGCAUGUUGAACUGUCAUUCUUGUAACAGCGAUCAACAAAAUCGAACACAAACAGUACGAAUCAGAGUUAGAGGAACUUGAAUUACCGAAUUUGCUUCCAUAUGUCAUUUGACAUGUGGUGAAAUAUAUGUGAGGUUACGUUUAUUUUUAAUUUUGUUUUGGUGGAUGAAAAAUAGAAUAAAAAUCAAGAAUUAAUUAUAUUGGCGUUAACAAUGGGCAAAUCAAAAACGACAAACAUUGUAAAAAUGGAAGAUCUUUUAAAAGAAACUUCAGAAACGAAAAUGGAAGAAAAUGAACAGGUUUUAUUAAAAAAAUCAUCAAAAGAUAAUCCAUCUUUGGUUCCAAGAGGAAAACCAAAAUCUGGUAAAAUUUGGAAAUCUGAGAGAAAAAAAUUCAGCUCUAUAAUAAAAACCAAAGGCAUUCGCAACUCUUUAGAACGAAAACAAGCUUUGAGGGAAAAGCUAAAAAAUAUAAAAGAAAUGUCAAACAGUAUAAAAGCUGCCAAGAAGGAAGAAAGCGAAUUGAAAAAACAAAGGAGAAGAGACAAUUUAAAAAAACAAGAAGAAAAUCGACUUAAAUCUGAGGUGGUUCAAGUUAUUACGAAUACUAAGAAAUUGAAGAAGAUAAAAAAGAAACAUUUGAGGAGCAUCGAGAAAAGGGAUACGACGGUUGUUUCAAAAUAA